Protopolystoma xenopodis is the source of this 552-nucleotide messenger RNA. The record is from the annotation of a GenBank genome assembly. Lineage: Eukaryota; Metazoa; Platyhelminthes; Monogenea; Polystomatidea; Polystomatidae.
AUGGACAAAAGCCCAGCACCUUUUCACCGGAAUCGAAGGAGAUUGCCUCGGAAACAGCCUCAGCAUGAAUGCUCCAGUAAAGCCAAUCGACAGCUGGUCAAGAGGAAUCCGUCGUCGUCUUUUGGUGGAACCGACCUGCGAGUCUCUUCACCCAACACUUCCGCUCGAAAUGGAAUACAUGAAGAGUGGGGUGAUUGCAGUCGGCAUCUCAGCCCGCAGACGCGUCAUUCUUGCAUCGCUCUCUCACACCGAACAUGUGCCCUCGGUCGGGCGACUUGGAGGCUGGCUGCGGCCACGUCCGACGCAUCGAGGCGCCCCGGUCGUCGGCUCCAGGAAACCGAGGGAGCCCUCUUCAUCGGCGUCAAGGUGUCCUCUCGAGGGGUGGCCACUGUUGAGGUGUGGGCCAGCAACCAGUCCAGAUCCACCCGAAAGCAUCCACUUGGUGGUCCGGCUCGGCAUGUGGACUGGACUGAACCAGCACUCUUGCCUCCGCUUAGGAAAAUCUCGCCGGGUCUUGGCACGUCUGCGGGAAAGAAGGAGUAUCAAGUGUGA